Molecule: messenger RNA, 1980 nt
Organism: Knipowitschia caucasica
Lineage: Eukaryota; Metazoa; Chordata; Actinopteri; Gobiiformes; Gobiidae
Source: the annotation of a GenBank genome assembly
AUGCACCGAAAAAUGCCCAUAGCAUCACGCCCCAGCCCGGUGGUUCUAUCCCCGGGGCCUGUGCUCUCACUCCCUGCCUGCCUGGGCCUCACCUCGUCGGGGUCUGGGAACAGCUCGUCUCCGUCCUCGAGCUCCUGGAAGCCGCUGUGGUCCUGCGCCAUGUCCCCGGGAGUGGGUGUGGGUGUGUGGGGUGUGUGUGUGGAGGUCCUGGAGGUCCCGGAGCUGCGCAGCGGGAGGGCGGACGGAGUGAAGCCGGAGAGCAGAGGAGGAGAACGGGAUGCGAGCUGCUGCUUCCCCCGCUGUCAUGUGAUCGCGGAAGAGACAGGAGCCGUCAUCAUGGUAGCUGUAGCGGGAAGGUCGAAUCCCCAAGCCUCGGUCUCCUCUACGGGAAAUGAUGCCGAGUCCAGGGGCCAGUGUGCAGUGGCUAGAGAGACAAACACAGACCCAGACUGGGAGGAUCAAAUCCAGACCAUGUUGGAGUCCGGCUCCAAACUGAGCGAGGAUUUUAAUGCUCUGAAACUGCAGCAGCAGCAGGAGGAGCUGGACUUCAUCAAGACCAAGAGCGAGCUGACCAAGAAGAGAGACGAGGCCGUCAAGCAGAACAAGGCUUUUGUGGAGAAGAUGGAGUCUGUGAGAGUCAAGCUGCAGCUGAACAACUCCAAAGGCAUGAGGAAGAACUUCAUGACCAAGAUACAGGAAGUGACAUCAGAGAAGAAACUAGCCCAGGAACAACGAGACAAGCUGCAGGCAGAGCUGGCCGAGGCGGAGGCACAGCUGAUGUCUCUGGAGCAGGAGCAGGUGGAGGAGCAGCGUCAGUGGGACCAGGAGCUGUCAGAGCUGCGGAGCCAGAUUGAGCAAGCUCGGAAGGAGGAGAGGGAGGCCCAGAGCAAAGCGCAGAGGGACGAGCGAGCGGCUGUGGAGAAGGAGAGGAACGAGGCCAACGUGCGCUUCACGACGUGGAUCCAACAGGUGGGCCUGUACCUGGCCGCGGUGCGCGACAGGCGGCCUCUUCAAUACAGGCAGGAGAAGGAUCUGUGGGAGGGCAUAGAGACCAGGGUGAGUCGAGACCACGCGGAGGUCCUGGCCAGUUUCACCGAGCUCCUACAGCAGCUGGAGAGAGGCCGCGAGCUGUGCAGCCUGACCCCAACACGCGCCCCGGCCAAUCUGCCACUUGUGCCCCUGCCCCCGGCCCCUGCCCUGCUCCCCACACCCACUCCCAUCCUGCCCAUGCCUCUUCCACACCACAUGCCUCCUCCACACCACGCCAUGAGACUGCCUUUUGCUCCGCCACGACACGCCCUCAACCCCAUGCCACAGUUACCACGGCAAUACUUCCCACCACCGCUACUUCCCCACCCUCCACCACGCUUCGUUAUGAACCCACCUCCAGUGCAUACCCCGCCCCCUCGGACUCAGACUCCGCCCACUGUCACCUCUGCUCCUGCUGCUGCUGCUCCUGCUGUUCCUUCCUCUAUAGCCACAGCCGUAGAGACGCUGAGCAAACUGAUGGACAAGAUGAAGGCUCAAUUCCCGCAGUGCUCGGAUGUGGAGCUGAAGAAGCUGCUUCAGCAGGUGAAGACGGAGCGUGGCACGUUGUCCAGGCUCUCGAUGGAUGAAGUGAUUGAAAUGGUCAGAGUCAAAGUGGAGGCAAACUCUGCGACCCUUCCAUCGGCUGCCGCACCUGCCCCACAGAAACCCUGCCUCAUUUGCCAAAAGGCCGUUGAACCCGGGGCCAAGUGGGAGGACCUGCUCUCCUCUGUCCGCGCUUGUGUAAGUGCUGUGUGUGUUUAUUAUAACUCGGAGGAGGCUGCGGUUGAUGCGAUUAGACGCGUGGACGACGGAGCGAUCGAAGCUGAUCCCGGCUCCACGGUCCAUCGUUAUCUCAACACAACAACUUUGCCGCCAUCUUUGUUUCCCCCGCCGAUCAAUAACUCUCGGCCAUCAUUCCCGCGCCUCCCAAAGUCCAGCAAAAGUGAAUAA